Molecule: messenger RNA, 3025 nt
Organism: Diceros bicornis minor
Lineage: Eukaryota; Metazoa; Chordata; Mammalia; Perissodactyla; Rhinocerotidae
Gene: COG1
Product: component of oligomeric golgi complex 1
Exons: 14
Coding region: 24-2969 (981 amino acids)
Biological process (GO): intra-Golgi vesicle-mediated transport
Cellular component (GO): Golgi apparatus; COG complex
Source: RefSeq, a predicted model, not a curated record
GUCCGACCGCCGAGGGGUCCACCAUGGCAGCUGCGGCCGCGUCCCCCGCGCUGAAGCGGCUGGAUCUGCGCGACCCCGCGGCGCUUUUCGAGACGCAUGGAGCGGAGGAGAUCCGCGGGCUGGAGCGCCAGGUUCGGGCCGAGAUCGAGCACAAGAAGGAGGAGCUGCGGCAGAUGGUGGGCGAGCGGUACCGCGACCUGAUCGAGGCGGCCGACACCAUCGGCCAGAUGCGCCGCUGCGCCGAGGGGCUGGUGGACGCCGUGAAGGCCACCGACCAGUACUGCGCGCGUCUGCGCCAGGCCGGCUCGGCCGCACCCCGGCCGCCGCGGGACCCGCAGCCACAGCAGCCAUCCCAGGAGAAGUUCUACAGCAUGGCUGCCCAGAUCAAGCUACUCUUAGAAAUUCCUGAGAAGAUCUGGAGCUCGAUGGAGGCCUCUCGGUAUCUGCACGCCACACAGCUCUACCUGCUCUGCUGCCACCUUCAUAACCUGCUCCAGCUGGAUUCUUCUAGUUCCCGAUACAGCCCCGUCCUCUCCCGAUUCCCCAUACUCAUCCGGCAGGUGGCAGCAGCCAGCCACUUCCGGUCAGCCAUUCUGCACGAAAGCAAGAUGCUGCUCAAAUGCCAAGCUGUGUCUGACCAAGCCGUGGCUGAGGCCCUGUGCUCCAUAAUGCUCUUAGAAGAGAGUUCUCCUCGCCAGGCCCUAACAGACUUCCUGUUGGCCAGAAAGGCAGCUAUUCAGAAACUUCUCAACCAGCCGAACCAUGGUGCUGGCAUCAAGGCUCAGAUUUGCUCAUUAGUGGAGUUGCUGGCCACCACUUUGAACCAGGCUCAUGGCCUUUUCUACACUUUACCAGAAGGCCUGCUGCCGGAUCCAUCCCUGCCGUGUGGCCUGCUCUUCUCAACUCUGGAGACCAUCACAAGCCAGCACCCCACUGGAAAGGGCAUUGGUGUUCUCCAAGAGGAGAUGAAGCUCUGCAGCUGGUUCAAACACCUGCCAGCAUCCAUCGUUGAGUUCCAGCCAGUGCUCCGAACCCUUGCACAUCCCAUCAGCCAGGAGUACCUGAAAGAUACACUGCAGAAAUGGAUCCACAUGUGUAAUGAAGAUAUUAAAAAUGGGAUCACCAACCUGCUUAUGUAUGUGAAGAGCAUGAAAGCUCUCGCAGGGAUCCGGGAUGCCAUGUGGGAAUUACUUACCAACGAGUCCACCAAUCAUAGCUGGGAUGUGAUAUGUCAGCGGCUUCUGGAGAAGCCACUCUUGUUCUGGGAAGAUUUGAUGCAGCAACUGUUCCUUGACCGAUUGCAGACUCUGACCAAAGAAGGCUUCGACUCCAUCUCCACGAGCUCCAAAGAGCUCCUCGUUUCAGCUCUGCAGGACCUUGAAAGCAGCACCAGCAACUCCACCUCAAAUAAGCACAUCCACUUGGAGCAUAACAUGGCUCUCUUCCUCUGGUCCGAGAGUCCUAAUGACCUGCCGCCCGAUGCCGCCUGGGUCAACGUGGCGAACCGGAGUCAGUUUGCCGGUAGUGGGCUCUCCAUGAAAGCUCAGGCUGUGAGCCCAUGUGUACAGAACUUCUGUUCUGCCCUCGAUUCUAAACUGAAGGUUAAAUUGGAGGACCUCCUGGCUUACCUUCCCUCUGGUGACUCGUCACUGUCCAAGGACGUCUCCCCCUUGCAAGCGAGGAACUGUGCCUUUGACAGAUACGCCGAUGCUGGGACCGUGCAGGACAUGCUGCGGACCCACUCGGUGGCGUGCAUCCAGCACAUCACAGACUGCAUCCGGGCGGAGCUGCAGAGCAUUGAAGACGUUGUGCAAGGGCAGCAGGAUGUGCUCAGUGGUGUCAAGCUGCAUGCGGUCCUGUUCAUGGCCAGACUCUGCCAGUCCCUGGGAGAACUGUGUCCCCACCUGAAGCAGUGCAUCUUGGGAAAAUCGGGGAGCUCGGAGAAACCAGCAAGGGACUCUAGGGCUCUGAAAAAACAGGGAAAGGGGAAAACGCAGGAAAUAAUUCCUAUGCAGGCCAAGUGGCAGGAAGUGAAGGAACUCCUCCUCCAGCAGAGUGUGAUGGGUUACCGGGUCUGGAGCUCAGCGGUUGUGAAGGUUUUGGCUCAUGGAUUCGCCCAGUCGUUACUUUUAGAUGAUGCUGGCUCAGUCCUGGCUACGGCCACCAGCUGGGAUGAACUAGAAAUUCAGGAGGAAGCAGAGUCUGGCAACAGCGUCACAUCCAAGAUCCGACUCCCUAUACAGCCGUCCUGGUAUGUACAGUCCUUCCUGUUUAGCUUAUGCCAGGAAAUUAAUCGGGUUGGAGGCCAUGCCUUGCCAAAGGUGACACUGCAGGAGAUGCUGAAAAGCUGUAUGGUUCAAGUAGUAGCUGCCUAUGAGAAACUUCCAGAAGAAAAACAGAUGAAGAAAGAAGGUGCAUUUCCAAUGACCCAGAAUCGGGCACUGCAGCUGCUUUAUGAUCUGCGUUAUCUCAGCAUCGUUCUGACAGCCAAGGGUGAAGAGGUGAAAAGUGGCCGUAGCAAACAGGACUCCAGAAUUGAGCAAGUAGCUGACUACUUGGAAGGACUCAUUGACCCAUUUGACCUGGAUGUUUUCACACCACAUCUCAACAGCAACCUUAAUCGCCUGGUGCAGCGAACUUCCGUUCUGUUUGGACUGGUUACCGGUACAGAGAAUCAGUUCACCCCCAGGAGCAGUACCUUCAACUCCCAGGAACCCCAUAACAUACUGCCACUGGCAUCGAGUCAGAUCAGGUUUGGGCUUCUUCCACUGAGCAUGACGAGCACCCGAAAGGCCAAAUCAACCAGCAGAAGCAUCGAAACGAAAGCCCAGGUUGUCCCCCCGGCACUCUCCCAAGCAGAUGACCCGACGCAUCCUGGCUCCUUGUUCAGACAGCUUGUCAGUGAGGAAGAAGACUCGUCUACGCCUUCGUUAUUCAAACUUGGUUGGCUCUCUAGUAUGACUAAGUAACAUGGGAACAUCUCUCUCUCUCUCUAAAUAAAUACUACUGCAUUAUUUCUUCUAAA